Molecule: messenger RNA, 3168 nt
Organism: Phytophthora infestans T30-4
Lineage: Eukaryota; Oomycota; Peronosporomycetes; Peronosporales; Peronosporaceae
Product: putative tyrosine-protein phosphatase OCA1, putative
Exons: 3
Coding region: 191-2425 (744 amino acids)
Biological process (GO): protein dephosphorylation
Molecular function (GO): phosphatase activity
Source: RefSeq, a predicted model, not a curated record
GCCAAACUCGCAGCGCUCGCCUGCUCGACAGCUUCUUCGCAGAGAAGAGGCUCAUAGCUUACUUGCUCGUGGACGCGACCAGACCUGUAGAAGCGCCACGCCCAGCAGCAGCACUUGCGUAAGAAAUCAGGGCCGUACUUCGCCUCCAAGUUGUGCGCUCUUCGCUGGUAGCCGGACACAACUCAUUACGAUGCAGAGCCCACGCGAGAUCUCAUCCGAGCGCCAAGGCGCGCUAACGCCCGCCACCGCUCGCCUGGUGACCAAGCUGGGCGGCGAGCUACCCGAGAGCGGCGCCACGCCGCGCAUGCUCGACCCGAACUCCGCGCGCCAGCCCUGGGCCAACCUCAGUGUAGACACCGCGGUAACCACAGACGAAGACGUCGUUGCCGUCAUCCCCACUGCUUCUACCGCAGCUCAAGCUAUUAAUGCCGCAUCUUCGAUGCGCUCUGGAUCAGGUUCUAGCCAAGUGGCGCUGCCGGCCGGUCUGCUGCCGGAACGGUACACUGCCGACUUGACGCACUGGCAGUCACCGGCCGACUUGCCGGAACGCCGCCUCAUGGUCCAACGCAUCAUUGCUAUGACUCGCAGUAAGCGCGUGGAGACUGCAGCAUGCGCCGACACGCGCACGCCGUCGCUAGCUAAACGUAUCGAGCUGUCACUGUACUCCCGCGCGGCCUCGUUCCACGAGUACCGCGACCUUAAUACACUACGCCGUCGACUACAAUCACUCGUGUCGCUGAGCUUCCAUGAGGCUGCGGUGUCGCGCCGCCGGCGCGCUGCCAUGAUGUCGGGCAACGGCCCCGUCACAGCCGUACCACAACUCGGCAAACGGAAGUGCAGAGCCAUGACGCCUUUCGGGGUGUCCAGACUCACCAUCAAACGCCCACGCGCCGAGUGCAUCGGAUCCACUUCAAGCUGCACGCCACGCACUACUUCCAACAUGGAGGACGAUGCGCCUUUCUUUAUCAUGGAUGAGGCAGUGUUAGGCCUCGUAUUCGCCUUCCUACCCGGUCUCGAGACGAUCCGGUGUAUGCAGCUUAACCGAUUCGCACGUCGCGUUCUACCUCGCUGUGUGUUGACACUCGAAGUCGAACUUCGUCAGCUUCAGUUGGCCUACACACUACGCGCCGUCGCUGUGCCUACUCAACCGGCAGCCACCCUGUUAUGUCAGUUUCCUAACCUGACCGGUCUCACUGUCUUCAACUCGUUGAAACCGCUGUGUGACCAGCAAGAGGCCGGUCCGGCACUACACGCCUGGGGCUGCAGUGAACUGGACAUCUCUCACGAUAACGCCGGAGAGGAAGUGGUGCAGCAGCUUGCGGAAGGCAUCGAACUCGGCGCCUGUCGACGUCUCAGCAGCCUUCGUCUCGUGUCGGUGUUCACUAACACAUGUCGCGGUAACGCGCUGCACCUGCUGUGUGCUGCGCUGGUCAAGGGCUCGUGUCCGGAUUUAGAGGACUUGCUACUGGGAGGCAAUGGCUUCUCGGACGUGGGCACAGUGGACGUCGCGUGGCUGAUCAAGGUCGGAUCGCUCCCUAAGCUGGUGCGUCUGGACAUCCGUCGCAACUACAUCGGCGAGUCCGGUCUGAAGCGGAUCAUGGCUGCUCUACGUGCCGGUCGCUGCCAACAGCUCAAGUACUUAUGCAUGGGCGGCAAUAUCAUUACGGACAAUUGCGUGGCUCCGGUCGUGGAGUUGCUGUCGAGCGCUCAGUGUCCUCAGAUGCGCUUCCUCGGACUGGAGGACAACUUCCUGAGUGCACGCGGCGUUCAGUGCAUCAUCAAGGCGGCUGUGGCCGGUGGCAUGAUGCCCAAACUUCACCAUGUCUCCUGUGAUGGAAAGCUCGGCAGCGACGAGACCCAGAGCCGCUUUCGCAGCAUUUUCGAGACUUCAUCGCUGCUGAGUAAGAUGUCGUACUUCAUCCCGCCUGUCAACUACGGCAUGAUCGAGGAGGACUUGUACCGCUCAGGGCAGCCGAACGAGCUCAACUUCCCCUUCCUGGAGCGGCUGAACCUGCGCACCAUUAUUUAUUUGGCGCUGGAGGAGCCCAACCCGCAGUUCCAGAGCUUUGUGGAGGAGCAGGAGAUCCAGCUCGUUUUCCUCGGGGGCAACACGCGCAUGGAGAGCCGCCGUAAGGCCUGGGAGCCAUUGUCCGAGGAGACAGUGCUCGCUGCGCUGGACAUCAUCCUGGACCGCUCCAACUACCCACUCUACAUCACAUGCCACCUCGGCCGAGACCGCACAGGCGCCGUGGUGGGUUGUCUACGCAAGAUUCAGGGCUGGCAUCUGUCGUCCAUCUUCGAGGAGUACCGACGGUUUGCUGGCAGCAAAGUGCGGCUACAGAACGAGCAGUUCAUCGAGCUCUUCGACACGGACUUGGUGACAAUUCCAGUCAACCCGCCAUCCUGGUUGAGGAACCACCUUUAGAAAUGCAUACAACUACCUAGAAUGUUUGAAGAAAAACAAAACUACAAAUGAAACAUUGGAACUUGCAUUUAACAGUGUCGAGGUUUGUUAGAAGUUAACACAUCGCUCUGCAUGCCUUCUUGUUAAGAACUUGUGACGACGGUUCCCCGAAGUCGGCAAGCCAGCAAGUCGCUCCUUACAAGAUGCCACUUUAAAGACGGUAGAGGCGACCUGCGUAGAUAAUGACGAGAGAGUCGUGUUGCUUCUGUGUUUCUCCUUGACUGUGCUCUCCCCUCACUCAUACAAAAGCCUAAAGUCUUAGCAUCGGAAGCCUCCGACCUGCUCAAGUGCACAAUCAAUCUGGUCUUCGUCCUCAAGCUCGAGCAUCUUGGGCGUCUGGUCGCCGCUAAUACGCGUACCAUCCAGCAAGAAGCGCAGUGCGCUGGCAGGAACGCCCUUGCGCUGUGCGUAGGCGGUAAAGAUCUUGUCCAUUUUGGUGUUGGGCUUCACCUUGAAGAACGUCUCCUCGCCCGACUGGUCCUUGACUCGGAUAGUGAUGGCCUCGGCCUUCUUCUUGUCCUCUUCGUUGUUCUGGUUUGUGUUGGGAGCUGCUUCGUCGGCCAUGAUUGCGAAUGACUGGUAGCAGGUACACGGACAGUUAGUAACCUACUUGGAAGUAGUGAGAACAGGUGCAGCUUUUCUUCUCCGGGUCGAAUCUCAACCGUUUUAAGGUUACGCAGUACGAGAGAAGCACGAGGGGGAAG